Messenger RNA from Kalmanozyma brasiliensis GHG001, 1890 nucleotides. Its product is annotated as GHMP kinase, C-terminal domain protein. Gene Ontology annotation, molecular function: ATP binding; phosphomevalonate kinase activity. The record is from RefSeq and is a predicted model, not a curated record. Gene Ontology annotation, biological process: isopentenyl diphosphate biosynthetic process, mevalonate pathway; ergosterol biosynthetic process. The transcript has a single exon. NCBI's taxonomy places the organism in Eukaryota, Fungi, Basidiomycota, Ustilaginomycetes, Ustilaginales. Bases 1 to 1890 code for a protein of 629 amino acids. Gene Ontology annotation, cellular component: peroxisome.
AUGUCUUCCCAAGGCACCCGCGAGACGGUAGUCUCGGCACCAGGAAAGGUUCUCAUCGCCGGUGGCUACCUUGUCCUCGACCCGACUCAUCCAGGCCUCGUCGUCUCCACCUCAUCGCGCUUCUACUGUCAUGCGCAAUCGCAGACCUCGCAAGCAGCAUCGGUCAAUGCUUCGGCGUCCAGUCGCACCAUCACUGUGCGCUCACCGCAAUUUGUAGACGCCGUGUGGGUCUACACAGCCUCGGCCGUACCUGCAGCAUCCUCCGGCGAUGACGCAACGAAUAAGCAACACUGGAUCAUCGAACAGACCGCCGAAUCGCGGCAAAAGGCCGGCCGCAAUCCUUUUGUCUCGCUCGCCCUCACAUACACGCUGAGACUCGCAGCAGAGCUCAACGACUCGGAUGAGAUCGAAGCCAUUUUCCAGCAGGCAGGUCACAAGGGCAUUGAGAUCACCGUCGCAGCAGACAACGACUUUUACUCGCAACGAGAUACUCUCGAUCUGCCAGAAGGGACAGCACCGACAGUGGACCAGCUCACAAAUCUGGCACCUUUCUCGGCCCAAAAGUGUCGCAUCGGCGACGUGCACAAGACGGGCCUCGGAUCGAGUGCAGCCAUGACCACCUCGCUGGUGGCGUGCUUCCUCCUACACCUCCAAGCAGUCGUUCCGAAUGGGCCUGGUUCGCUAGCGACAGAAGACCUGGCUUUGAUACACAACCUCGCACAGCUCGCACACUGUGCCGCCCAAGGCAAGAUCGGAUCCGGCUUUGACGUCAGUGCUGCCAUCUGGGGAAGUCAGCUGUAUCGACGCUUCGAGCCUAAGGUGCUCCAGGCUUGCCUCGACGAGGGCGAGAAGGUCCCCACCGAGGGGGAAGAGACGCCGGAACAGCGUCAAGCAAGGCUUUCUGCAAGGAUCGAGCUGCUACCGGUUUUGGAUCCAUACAACCCAUUGUGGGUUGCCGCUCCGGUGGCAGAGAGUGGCGACUCGCAAUCGACCGCCACGGAAGGUCUUGCCGCUGCAAGCGAUCAUCACGUUCCGAAACCGGCACCUCUGCAGCUGCCGCCUGGUCUCGACCUGCUUCUGGCCGACGUCGAUGCGGGGUCAAAUACGCCGAGCCUGGUCUCCAAGGUCCUGGCUUGGCGGAAGGAGAAGGCCGAGUGGGCCAAACAGCUAUACAAUGUCAUUGCCUCUUCCAAUCAGGGCCUCGCCGACAACCUCUUGCGGUUGCGACUGUUGCAUGCCAGCGACUCAGGUGCGUACGAAGAGCAUGUUGACUCAGCAGCGAAGCAGCUCUCCACAGAAUGGGACGCAACACUCAAGACGCUGCCCAGGGACGCAGACGACCAGCAGGAUGGCGACGAGCACAUCCCCGCGGUUGACCUUCGGGUCACACCACGCACGGUGCUGCAAGCCUUGAUCGACGUGCGCAACAGCCUUCGCUCCAUCCGUGCUGGCAUGCGGGAGCUCGGUCAACGCGCCGGCGUGCCGAUCGAGCCUCCCGAGAUUGGCAGCUUGAUCAAGAAGAUCAGCGAUCAAGUGCCUGGUGUUGUGGGCGGUAGCAUCCCUGGCGCCGGCGGGUUCGAUGCGUUCUACAUCAUCUACCUGAAAAGCGCCAAGAGCCCUCGCAACCUCUCGCAGCUCUGGGAUGAGAUCCACAUGGUGAAGGAGGAGGCGGAGUCGAAGCUUACCUUGGGCCCGCUGCUGUCCCGGGCAGGUGGAGCAAAGACGACAACGGAAGAGACCUCGAACGAUGCGGUGGACGAAUCGGGCCCGGUUUCGGCGUUGCUCAAGAAGCUCAAGGCAUCAGAGCAUGCCGGACAGGACUUUGGACUUCGACUGGAGAAGACCGAUAGCGUAGAGGGUCUCAAGGAAGCUCUUGCGCGGUGUGCUUGA